Molecule: messenger RNA, 5821 nt
Organism: Neopsephotus bourkii (Bourke's parrot)
Lineage: Eukaryota; Metazoa; Chordata; Aves; Psittaciformes; Psittacidae
Gene: QTMAN
Product: glycosyltransferase like domain containing 1
Exons: 10
Coding region: 141-1448 (435 amino acids)
Molecular function (GO): glycosyltransferase activity
Source: RefSeq, a predicted model, not a curated record
GGGCCCGGCUGGCGGCGGGGGAAGGCUGGCUCUGCGGAGCGCCGAGGAGAGGGAGGGGCCGGGACGCCGGCGCGUCGGUGCCGACGGUCUCCAGGCGGGAGCGAGGAGGAGAAUCCAGACGGUUUGGAAGCACUUAGAAAAUGUGUGUUCUUCUAAUUGAAGCCUUUUAUGGUGGUUCCCACAAACAGCUGAUGGAUCUUCUCCAGGAGGAGCUACAAGAAGACUGUGUCCUCUAUACACUCCCUGCCAAGAAGUGGCACUGGAGAGCACGGACUGCUGCUCUCUAUUUCAUGCAAACAGUGCCAAUGAGUCCUAAUUACAGGAUCCUCUUUGCAAGCUCGGUGCUUAACCUGGCUGAACUCACUGCCCUCCGCCCUGACCUUGGCAAAUUGAAAAAGGUCCUCUACUUCCAUGAGAACCAGUUGGUAUAUCCUGUCCAGAAAUGCCAGGAAAGGGAUUUUCAGUAUGGAUACAACCAGAUUCUUUCAUGCUUGGUUGCUGAUGUUGUGGUGUUCAACUCUGCUUUUAAUAUGGAAUCGUUUCUUACAUCCAUUGGAAAAUUUAUGAAGCUGAUUCCUGACCACAGACCUAAGGAUUUGGAACAAAUAAUCAGACCAAAGUGCCAAGUUCUUUAUUUUCCAGUCAGGUUUCCUGAUGUGAGCAGGUUCAUGCCAGAACAUAAGCUUGCCCAUUUUGAAAAAGUAAUUGGAGUUAAAAGAAAUGGAGGUGCUUAUCAAAUGGUGGAUCUGCCUGGCCAGCAGAAGUGCAGAGCUUUAAUGAAAACCAGCAAUGCAGCUAGCAGGUCUGGACUUUGUGAAACCCAGCCUAGACUUCAUACCACACAGCAAGAGGGGCUGCCUUCCGCAUUAAUAGCAGUGGCGAGAUUGAACGAGUCUGAAGCAUCAGAAAGUACAAAUCCUUGUCAAGAAGAAGAUAAGCAACAUCUGACUUUUAACCUCUUUAAUAUCUUGAGUGGACAGGACUAUGAGCAAAGACCUUUACACAUUGUCUGGCCUCACAGGUGGGAACAUGACAAAGGGCCUGAAACUUUCUUUGAAGUCCUGCUGAAACUGAAAGAAAAAGAUCUACCUUUUCAUGUGUCCAUUCUUGGAGAGGCUUUCAGUGAAAUUCCAGAUAUCUUUUCAGAGGCCAAAAAAGUGUUGGGAUCUUCUGUUUUGCACUGGGGCUACUUACCCACGAAGGAUGACUAUUUCCAAGCUCUGUGCAUGGCUGAUGUUGUCAUCUCGACAGCUAAACAUGAAUUCUUUGGCGUGGCAAUGGUUGAAGCUGUAUAUUGUGGCUGUUAUCCGCUGUGUCCCAAAGCCUUGGUGUACCCAGAGAUAUUUCCAGCUGAAUAUCUGUAUUCUACACCUGAACAGCUUUUUAAGAGGCUUCAGAAUUUCUGCAAGAGACCCGAUAUUGUGAGGAAACAUCUUUAUAAGUUUUAGGGAAUCAGAUAUUUCUCUCCUGUUCUGGAUAUUUGCAGUUCCCAGAACUCCAGAAUUAAGCGAGGAACAACAGGGCAUCAGUUUCCCAUGGAGUACACUGUAGGACCUGUCACAGUUUGCAAGCUCCCUAUCUAAUAGAUUUAAAAUUUAAAAAAAAAAAAAAUAUGGCAAAACAUUUGUUUCUGCAUUAUUUUCUUUAAGUUUACCUUUCAGUUCCCUCACUUCAGUUUCCUAAUUUAAAACAGCAUGUAUAAAGAGUAUACAGUGGAAAGGGACAAGAAGAGUUGCCAAAAGCCAGGCAUGGAAGGAGCUGACAACUUUAAAUAAUCUCUCCCAGCCCUCCCAGCUGAAUGAGUGCGGGUUGACAUGCUGUCAGCUUCAGUUCCUACAGAAAAAUCCUACUCUCACUCAUACUUGUUCAACGGAGAAAAGAAUUUGGCCCACUUUCUGACAUUCAUCUUCUCAUUUCCAUCACACUGCAGAAGCUCACCUGCCUAUGAAAAGACACAUGGCGUGAUUUUUUUUUUCUUUCUUACACCACUGUAGAAGGAAGUCUGCUGAAUUCAAAGGGAUUAAACUGCUGUAAAAUCAAAUUAAGAUCCCAGUUAGACCGUAGACAUCUGAAUUGUUUCCAGUCUCAGGAUUCGGCUGUAUAGGGCACUUCUAACAAAACUUUUUCUUUUUUUUUUUUUUUUACCUCUCUUUUUGCUCUGAUUUGAGAUAAAGCAGUAUUUUUGGUAUUUCAGGAAAAUAUGUAGAAAGGAAAACUGCUCCUGGUGCAGCUUUAAUAGUAAGACAUAGCUAGGAAAGCAGCAGGAGGCAAUCUCAGCCUAAGAGCACAUGAGGAUGCAGGCAAGCUUCAUGCCAGAUGUCCUGUUGGCCACUCGGCCCUCUUACAAAGAGCAGUAGCCAUUCAUAGUUCUUGUACAGGUCAUGUAAGAGCGGGAGCAAUGCCUCUGCCUUUAUCCUUACCCAUCCCCCUGAAAAACUCCAGGAGAAAUUGUUUUUUGAUAAAGAUGCUCUGGAUCGCUGUGCCAUGUGUUUAAUACUAUGGUUAUGAUAUUUGAGAUAUUUGGGAGAAGGCUGACACAGGUAAAAUUAGGUGUUUUAGAGUCAGAGAUUGGUUCUAACCCUGAACAUGGAGAUUUUAUCAUCUUUCAUAGCCUUUUAGUAUUAAGUACAUAAAACCUAAUAAGCUGUACAUAAUAGUUCUCCAUUUGACAUUCAGGCUCUUGGAAACGCCUAAUCUUGUCUUUCACAUCUUCCUAUACCAAAGCAGUUCACCAUAUUUUUGCAGACAGCACUAAAAGCAUUUCCUUCAAUUAGCUCAGAGUUUCCCCACCUUCAGUUGCGUUGAGCAUCUUCUGUCUUCUUGUUCUGGAGUUAGUUGCCUGGAAGCAGAAGCUCCCCAUCCAUCUUUUCUAUACCAUUCAUUAUUUUAUAAACAUUUGUCAAACACUUAAAAUGCCCUGGUCUUUUCAGGCUCUCCUUGUGAAUGCUAUUCCAAGAUCUAAUCAUUCAAGCUGGUUUGAUGCUUGAGAGCUGGUUUUGUGCUGGUGUGAUCAUUGCCUUACAGAGUAUUCUAGGCCAUGCCAUCAGUUUAUGUUAUGUGCAGUACUCUGAUAAUUUUCAACCUGUUCCUUAUGGAACCAAACCUACUGUUUACUUUUUAAUGGUGAAUAUAUAUUGAACAGAUGUUUGCUUACAGUGUUCUCCAGAUCUUUUGUCCUGAGCUGGUAAAGUUAAUUUAGAGCUUUAUAGGAUAUGCAAAUAGUACAAGUAUUUCCAUCCAUCCUGCUGUCUUUCUGUUCAUCAGCAGAGCAUGAUUGCAGAUGAAGAAGAUGGCAUUGUGUCAAAUCUGUGUUUCUACUUGCCUAGCAUUAGGCACUGGUCAAAAGGAGGUUGGAAGCACAAGUGGGAAACUUGUAUUUGCCUCUUGAGAUGCUUGGUUUCCAGUAAGCGUAAUUUAAAGUGGUUUCAGAGAUGGUCUAGAUCCGCUUCUCAGAGCCCGAAUUGAAAGGUUAUCAUAGCCUGGGAAUUCUGGAUUGCAGCAUGCUGUGUCCAUGCUUUCCCAUCUCUGUCUCAGUGCUUAGGCAUGGGAUCCUAAGUAAAUGUAUGUAACGUAAGGAUUUCUUAUGUGAAAGAAAACUUUGGUUACUUAUUUAGAAUAUAAAAUCAUAGAGUAAUUAAGGAAGUCAGGAGGUCAUCUGCUUAGCCUUUGCUGAAAGCAGGGCCAGCUUCCAAGUAGGAUCUAACUUCAAGUUUGGAUUAAGUUGUUCAGGGUCGCAUCCAGGUUAGACUUGCCAUUUUUCAUUCCCAAAUGUAUGGCUGAUAUAGGUGAAACCCAUCUAGCCUAGGAGGUUUGCACAGGUUGGAAGACCUGCUGGACUGCAGGACACAGUUUCAGUAUUUUGGGCAACCUUAGGUCUUUAAGCAGCGUAUGGGUCUGGAAGCAGCCAUGGUAGAGAGAGGUCUCUUAGCUAAUGUGAACUACCACUGUGGAAGAAAUGAGCUAAUAGGUAGGCUGCUGAAAUCACCUGCUAGGUUAUUCUAGGGUCCAGCCAUUCAUAUAUAGAUACAAUAUAUGUGUAUGUAUACAUAUAUGUAAGUAUGCAUAUAUAUAUCUAUGUGGCCUGCACCCGGCCCUCUCCCAGGGCUUGCCUUUCUCUUGUCUCUCUGAGGUUUGUGUCUACAAGAUUUCAGUUCUCUGAAGAUGUUGGUCUGUAGCUGGCUGUACUUGUAAAGCAGGCAUUAAAAAAAAGCAUUCAUUAAAUAGCAGUUACAGACCCAUCUUUCAGCAUAAACACCAGGACUUUGAACUUCUUAUUAUAACAGUAUUAGAUAGCUUCCAAUUUAGUUUUAAAAAGUAAAUUAAAACUGGCAGAUGAACCACAGCCACUGCAAAAUGAUAGGUGGGAAAACUGAUCAAAGGAAAUAGGAUUGACUUCGAAAGAAAAGUUGCAAAAAGCAUGAAAACUUAGGUUUUCAAUAUAUUUUAUUCAAAUUACCUUGAGAAAGGAAGCUUGAAACUGUUUUCCUACUGCUGUACUUUGUCGGUGUGCUCUGAACCAACUGUGCAAGGUACCCACCAACUUAUCUUGUGUAGCCUUGCAUCCAACAUUUGAUGAUUUUUGUUUAAAGACAGAAAGAAUGAAAUGAGUUUUAAAACACAAGCAUAAGAAACUGCAGAACAGACCAAUUUAUUCAGGGAAAUACCAUUACUCUACCAAGGAGUAUUAUAUAGCUCUGACUUGGGCCUCACAGUGUACCCAAUUCAUGUAAACUAAUGCUGUCUUUUGAUGGUGGUUUCCAAAGGUGCUUGGAUUUUGAAAGUUGAGCUCCAAAAAUAAUUACUACAACCUGCUUUCCACCUUGAUUUCUCCCCAGUAUUCACUUACAGAGGGAAGGAUUUGAGUCAUAGAAUAAAGCUGACCCAAUAAAAUUGGCUCCGUCAAUCACUCUGCUUUCUUGCCUGCCAAUUUCAGGUGUUGUGCUGAAUAACAGUUUCUAAUUCUGAAAUUUUGUUAAAGUAAUUUUUUUUAAAGUGCAUAAAAUUUAUGCCAAAUCAGUACUUUCUGCUUGAACUCCAGCAGUUCUGAAACAAUAGAUCUGAAUGGAUGACCAGUCAUUAUGAAAUUCUAAAAGUUAAUUCUGUAGUCUAAUGAUGUCAGAAUAGAUGAUAGUUGCUUAUGGUUAGGCUCUUAGGACAUAAGAUACAAUCAAGUUGAUUAUUUUAUAAAAGAUAUUGUAGUGCUGCUGACAUACUAUUAUUAUGCUGCCUGUUCUUCAUGGGGAGACUUUAUGUGAAAACUUUGCUUCGCUUGAUCUCGCCAUACGUAGGAACUGUUGACUGAAUCACUGUUCCUUAAAAAAAAUGAAUGCCCAGACUUUUGCAGACUUCCCAAAAAAUGGAGUUGAAUUUGUUCACUCCAAGGUAACUCUAAAAUAAAUCCCAAUAGCAAGACUGAUGAUGAUCAAGCAGGAGAAUUAGGCCCUCACUGCUGGUGGUUUGUGCUUCUGCAAUGUCUGAGGGUGAGAGGGGUAGGUCAGUCACCUCAGGUGUCCAGUCCUUGGUGCAUCUGCUGAGACCACCAGUAAAGGAAAUGGAUGUUUGAUGGUGCUCAUCCAGGAGCAAAUAACCUGGGGCUGCUGACCUGUCUUUACCUGUCUUUAAAAAAAAAAAAAGCUGAAUUCACCCCCAUUUCUACAUAAUGCCGCUUAAGCGUUCUCUGACCAACUUGCUUCCACCCCUCCUGAAAUUCUGGGUGUUGCAAAGGAUUUUAGCACAGAGCUGCAUUCCUUCCCACACAAGAGACGUCCCUUUUGUGUCCCAGCAUCUAAUGCGGCUUUGUGCACUUCUCUCUUCUGCUUCC